Messenger RNA from Lonchura striata (white-rumped munia), 2135 nucleotides. The record is from RefSeq and is a predicted model, not a curated record. NCBI's taxonomy places the organism in Eukaryota, Metazoa, Chordata, Aves, Passeriformes, Estrildidae.
CCGGGGGCACUCACCUGCCCCGCCGCGGCCGGGGGUGUCCCUGCCCGCCGGGGCCCCUCCCCAGCCCGCCCGGCCGCGAAGUUUGGCGAGGAAAGUUUCUGUGUAGGCACCGCUGCGGAAGAGCGUCCCGGGAGCGGCGGGAGCGGCGGCAGGCGACUUCCAUGGGACUGCUCGCUGACUCCCAGGAGUGCUUCAGACAGCGAGAUGUCCAGCAGCUGUAGGAUGAAACCCUCGAAACUGAAUAUUCUGGUGAACUGGUGAAGUUCCAGACCUGAUGCUUUCAGUGUCUUCUCUAUUCUCUAUGCUGUCAAUGUCCUGUUACAUGAACAACACAGCUUUUGUUUGCUGGAAACAGAAGAGGUUGGUGUCUCUGGGGAAGACACCGAAGAAGAUGCAGGCAUGCUGAAGACUUCAGAGAAGUGAGCAAUGAGUCCUUCUGAAAGCUGAAGAAAAGCCCCCUUGUAGGGUCAUGAACCUAAGACAAGUCUUCGUGUCUGUACUGCUGUUUGGAGUAGCUGGUCUACUCCUCUUCAUGUAUCUGCAAGCUUGGAUUGAAGAACAGCAUACAGAGUCUGGAAAAAAGCUGCAACAAGAGACAAUUAAUCAGGAUUUCACACUCCAGCCUCUGGGGAUGCCAAGGAAAGCAGCAUGGAGAAGAAUUGUUCCUGUGGGCCUCAGUAACCCUGAGAUGGCUGUCUCAAGCAGCAGGCACUGGCAGGGCAGGGCUGACCCUUUUGGUGUGGUGGCUGCCUCCUCGAGGAGCUGGCUGCCUGAGCAGAAGAUGAGUGAGUCCCCUCUCAGCUGGUUCAGAGGGGCGUAUUUACCUCCUGCUCUGCACCCAUUAAACAAGACAUUUGUCAAGGGUGGUGAGUGGCAGGACAUAGACAGCACCCAGGAAAAGCGCAGGGCCUUCCUGCAGGGCAUCUGUAGGAAACACAAUAGCAGAAGGAAGCUGCAAACCCAUCUGGUGCACCUGGUGUCAAGAAUUUACGUAGAGGACAGGCACAAGGUUUUGUACUGUGAAGUGCCAAAAGCAGGCUGCUCCAACUGGAAAAGGGUCCUCAUGGUGCUCAGUGGACUCGCUGCUUCAGCAAACAACAUCUCCCAUGAUGAUGUGCACUAUGGAAAGCAUCUAAGGAAAUUGGACAGUUAUGACCUAAAAGGGAUCUACACACGCUUGAACAUGUACACCAAGUUUAUAUUUGUACGUGAUCCUAUGGAAAGAUUGGUAUCUGCCUUCAGGGAUAAGUUUGAACAUCCAAACAGCUAUUACCAUCCCGUAUUUGGGAAGGCAAUAAUAAAAAAGUAUAGACAUAAUGCAGAUGAAGAAGCACUGAAAACAGGAUCGGGAGUUAAGUUCAAGGAGUUUAUCCAGUAUUUGUUGGAUUCCCACCGACCAGUAGGAAUGGACAUUCACUGGGAGCAAGUCAGUAAGCUCUGCUAUCCCUGCCUCAUCAACUAUGAUUUUAUAGGAAAAUUUGAAACCCUGGAAGAAGAUGCCAAUUACUUUCUGCAGCUGGUAGGUGCUCCAGCCAAUCUGAAGUUCCCUAAAUUCAAAGACAGACAUUCCUCUGAUGAGCGAACAAGUACAGAAGUAGUGAGGCAAUAUUUAAAGGAAUUGUCUAAGGAGGAGAGACAGCUGACCUAUGACUUCUAUUACUUGGAUUACUUAAUGUUCAAUUAUACAUCACCACUUGUAUAGCACUAGAAUAGCUUCAGGCUUCUACUAGAUACUUAUCAUGUUGGGAUUCAAAACAACUACUUUGAUAUUAGCCCUGAAAGGAAACAAAGUUACUGCUAAGUAGAGUUGUCUUGAAUUAGUGGGGAUUUUAUAAGCUAGAGUGGUAUCAAUUGAUACUAAAUUAUGGAGAAUGCAAAGAAAAAAGACCUGCAAACAGCAUAGAUUGCACUAAAAUGCCUGGAAAAGCUGUUUUUACCAUUAUGGAUUAUAUUAUGGAAGCAGUAGCUCAGACAGCUGUUGCAUUAGCUUACCUAAUGUUCUUUUAAUGGUUUAAGAAAAAAAAAUUGGAGUGGCAUGAUUCUUUUUUGGUAUGUUUUCUUUAGAAAUGGAUUUUGAAAAAAUUUUGAAUGUAUUUUUACUUUCUGUCACUUAUUAAUAAAUGAUCAUAGGCUAA